This is a messenger RNA of Poeciliopsis prolifica (blackstripe livebearer), 1428 nucleotides long. RefSeq names its product v-mos Moloney murine sarcoma viral oncogene homolog (gene mos). NCBI's taxonomy places the organism in Eukaryota, Metazoa, Chordata, Actinopteri, Cyprinodontiformes, Poeciliidae. Gene Ontology annotation, cellular component: cytoplasm. The transcript is spliced from 2 exons. The record is from RefSeq and is a predicted model, not a curated record. Gene Ontology annotation, molecular function: protein kinase activity; ATP binding. Bases 55 to 1137 code for a protein of 360 amino acids. Gene Ontology annotation, biological process: protein phosphorylation; signal transduction; positive regulation of MAPK cascade.
UCCAGGGCAUGAUUAAUUGGAUGAGGUGAAGACACCCGUGUGAAAUCACGCGCCAUGCCUUCUCCAAUUCCCGUCACGCGCCUGUUACGGAAAGACGUCUACCCGUCGGCAGACAUCGCGGCUUGGAGCAGCCCGCUCUUUCAGCUGUCCCUAGGGCCCACCCUGCAGGUCCCUCCCCAGCGGUUUCAUGGUAAAGUCGCAAGCCGCCUCUGGUCCUCCGUGAUUCAAUGGGAUCAGCUGCGCUCCGUGGAGGUUGUGGGCUCCGGGGGCUUCGGCUCCGUGUACAAGGCGGAGUACCUCGGGGAAACUGUUGCGCUGAAGAAAGUAAAAAAGAGCACAAAGAACAAACUGGCCUCCCGACAGAGUUUCUGGGCUGAGCUGAACGCCGCACAUCUCCACCAUAAAAACGUCGUGCGCAUCAUCGCCGCAAGUACGUGCGUGUUGGCGGACCUGGAGGAGGAAGCGAUCGGAGCCAUCGUCAUGGAGUUCGUGGGCAGCAGAAAUCUGCAGCAGAUCAUAUAUGAGAGUUCGGAGGAGCUCGGGGAGGAUCGCUGGCUGAAGUUCUCCACGGACAUCGUGAAGGGCUUGAGCUUCCUUCACUCCCACAGCGUUGUGCAUCUGGACAUCAAACCAGCCAACGUGCUGGUGUCACGGGGAGAAGUGUGCAAAAUUGCCGAUUUUGGUUGUUCCCUGAAGCUGGAGCGUGACUGUGAAGUGAGCGCCGUCAGCCCCCAGGUCAGCCACGGAUGUGGCACGUAUUCACACCGAGCCCCGGAGCUGCUCAAAGGGGAGCAGGUGUCUCCUAAAGCGGACAUCUUCUCGUUGGGGAUAACCAUGUGGCAGCUUCUGACCAGAGAGCCACCCUACACGGGAGACAGGCAACACGUCCUUUAUGCUGUUGUGGCGCACAAUCUGAGGCCGUCUGUAUGUGACCACUCGGUGUUUCUGUCUGUGCUGGGGAAGCGCUGUGCGGCGUUGCUGGGCCGCUGCUGGAGCGCAGAUGUCCGCUGCAGACCCAGUGCUGAGGAUGUGCUGCAUCAGCUUGAGCUCCUAAGGUCCCUUAGGAGGAAAUGCAUUUUUGGACAAUCAUUUUUCUUUGUUUUGGACUCUAUGCAGUUUUUUUUAAAAUUUAGUUAGUAUUUUCCAUCAAUAAGAGCCAACAUAUCUAAACAUCACAAGGUACCCUGAAGCAUUACAAGCACUGAAGAGGUUGACAGAUUGGAAUGGACUUGAGUGAGGCUGGAUUGCUACAUCCUGCAAUGGCUGGAUCUGUUGCCAGGUGUUGGAACCAGGCAUAUGCGUGAGGACAGUGUUGUUGUGAACAUAUCUAACUUUGAGACUUGGGGCUGUUUAUGCUGCAUCCAUGAGACUUCUAGUGAUCUUGACUUAUUUUAGCUAAUAAAAGCAGAAGUGACUGCCUAAUUCUGA